This is a messenger RNA of Morchella sextelata, 396 nucleotides long. RefSeq lists its product as uncharacterized. The record is from RefSeq and is a predicted model, not a curated record. The coding region runs from base 1 to 396 and encodes 131 amino acids. Lineage: Eukaryota; Fungi; Ascomycota; Pezizomycetes; Pezizales; Morchellaceae. The transcript has 7 exons.
AUGGGGAUGUUUCUAUCAUUCACCCCCACCCCCCUCAAAAUCUACUACCCGCAUCACCCGUUUCCCUCCUCCGUCUCUUUUUUUUUUUGGUGUGAUCUACUUGAGAUCUCUGCACUGAACGAUUCUAGGAAAGUACUACGACGUUUACAACGGUCUUUUGAGUCCCUCGACUCAGAAAUCUUUGUGGAGAUUGUACCCGGUUACCUCUCGGCUCCUCGCGGCUUGCCUGACUUUGUCCUUUCCUUCCGCCUUCCACCUUACAGCCGUCCACCUUCCUCCAAUUCCUCACGGCCACUCGGUGACUCUUUGAUCAAGAUUUACUCUUCGUCAUCCCAACUUCUAGAAAACCCCCGUCGACCCAUCCCCAUCUCCUCUUCUACAUACAAGUUGCGGUGA